CCCUCUCUCCCUCUAUCACUCUCUGACAGGGGAGGAAUUGUGCUCACGUGCACUCGCUGCGCGCUCCCCCGUACAGUUGAACAGAGGGUGCAAUACAUAAUUCAGUCCCAGCACGGGAACACCCCAGUCUCUCCCAUCCUGUCAAACCGCGGAGCUGCAGCCUCUACACACACACACACACACACACGCACACGCACAGGUUGUGGACCGAGGCGCGGAUGCGGUUGUUUUCGUGCUGGAUGCAGAAUCAACCUUGGAAGAAGGACGAACGCUGUGUUUGUUGCAAGAUGUGAGUGAGUGAGGAAGGGCAGAUCGUGGAGAUCUCCAGGAGACGUAAACAUUGCCAUGCCCUGCUUCGUGCACCUCCAGCACCUCCUCCGAUCCUCUCCCUCCUCCUUCUCUUUCUCCGCCGCCUCUUCCUCCUCUGGUCCAGGACAGAGGGAUCUGUUUUGAGACAAGACGACGCAGUUGAAGGUAAAUAUUUUUUUGGGGGGACGUGGUGAAGUUGUGUCCGGGAUAGGAGGCUGCGGCAUCCUGCAUCCUGACUUUGCUGUGUCCGUGUUUUGCGGCCAUGCUGCAGGCAGCAUCCCCCGACCUGUUCCCGACUUGAGCCACGCUAUCCGGGAUUAACAAGUUCCCCAAAAGCAGAAAAGUAGUAGCACCACUUCUUCAUGUUCUGGGAGAAUUAUUGUGCACUCUUGGAACUGUCACUCCUCCGUGUAGCUGAGUGAUGAUGUUCAUGAGCUGAACGACAUUUCAGCCCCAAACUGCAGGCUUUUUUUUUUCUUUUUUUUUAGAAAAAAGAUGUGAUCAGCUGCAGACGUUUUAAUGAGCAAAGUCUCUCAAACAUUCAUCAAACUGCCUCUGCAUGACUGCUCGGUGGGACCGCUCUUGUUAUUAUCACAGUUCACUUUAAAGAAGCACCAUGGGUACCAAGCAGACCAAAGGCCAGGAGCCCGGAGGAGCCAGCCCUCAGCACAGCUGGAAACGGACGCCCACCAAGGAGCGGGGAGACAUCUUGGCGUCCCUCAUGCUGAAGUCCGGGGACCGGAUGAACCGUGGUGGGACGCCGCCACCCUACCAGCGCCGCAUCGGCAUGAUCCAGGAGAUGAUGCUGAUGGCCAAGCAGGGCAAGCAGGACGAAGCCACAGAGAUGCUCAAGACACUCCGACAGGACCUGGGCAUGGAGUCAACAUCUCUUGAUGACGUGCUGUACCGCUACGCCAGCUUCAGAAACCUGGUUGACCCCAUCACGCAUGACCUGAUUAUCAGCCUGGCACGAUACGUCCACUGCCCCAAGACGGAGGGCGACUCUUUAGGGGCGAUGGAGAAGGUUUGUCGACAGCUGACCUAUCAUCUCAGCCCACACUCUCAGUGGAGGAGACAGGGCCUGCUCAAGAGGAAACCUCAGGCUUGUUUGAAGGCAGUGCUGAUGGCCCCUCUCUCCAGCGGGGCGUUGGAUCUGUCCGGUAUCCCUCUGACGGCUCGGGACAUGGAGCGCCUGUGUGCGCACCUACAGCGUCACUCAUCCACCCUGGUCAGCUUGGAGCUGGGCUUCACGGAGCUGACGGACGAGGCGUUCCUCCUGCUUCUACCCACGCUAGCCGUCCUGCCACACCUGGAGACCCUGGCACUGAACGGAAACAGGCUGACCAGAACGAUUCUAAAGGAGCUGACUGACGCCCUAAAGGAUCCAGGCAGCUUCCCCAGCGUGACGUGGAUUGACCUGGGCAACAAUGUGGACAUCUUCUCCCUGCCACAGCCCUUCCUGGUCAGCCUGAGAAAACGCUGCCCCAAGCAGGGGAACCUGCCUACCAUCCUGGAGUUUGGAGAGAGUCAGGCCAGCGAACCCCCCGAGAGGCUAAGGGGAAUCGGGGAAGAGGAGGAGACAGACGACACCAACCGAACUGAGAGCAUGGGUGAGCUCCGGUCGGAGGUGGAGGAAGAGCUGGACGGAGAGAUGGAGAUAGAGGAGAUGAUGGAGGAGCUUCUGGACUUUGACAGGGAGGCUCAGGGGAGAGAGGAUGAGGACGACAGCAUGUGGACACUGGAGGAGCAGAGAAAAGUGGGGAGGGGGAGG
Molecule: messenger RNA, 2080 nt
Organism: Larimichthys crocea (large yellow croaker)
Lineage: Eukaryota; Metazoa; Chordata; Actinopteri; Sciaenidae
Gene: lrrc75a
Product: leucine rich repeat containing 75A
Exons: 5
Source: RefSeq, a predicted model, not a curated record